GGCGCGCGAUUUUCUGUUCCCUGUGGAAGGGUCGUGCGAUGGGUGGUAGUUGGUGUUGCGCUGUGGGUUGCACAAACCACUCAAGCAAAACGCAGAGAGUUUGCUAUCACCACUUUCCAAAUGACAGUGCUCUCCGUGAGAAGUGGAUCAGUGCGAUCAGACGGGACAACUGGUUACCGAGCAAAUGGGCACGCGUGUGUUCCGAUCAUUUCUCGCCGGAGUCCUAUAAGGAUAGCGUUCACUUGAUGGAAGCUUUUGGGUUGUCUCAGCAACACUUUUAUAGGCGCUUGAAGGCGGACGCCGUGCCGACAGUGUUCAAAGAGGUGAUCCGGCAGCCAGCAGCACGAGGAAAAGCCAUCAAAAGGAAAGCGGAGGAUGUCUACGAAGCCCUUGCCUUACCAGAGCCAGAGGCUGGCCAUGCAGAGAGCAGCAAUCAGCAUGACUGGAGCUGCCAAGGGGAUACCCCCACUCAGUGCAGUGAUGCACAGGGAGCUCAGCCACAGACGCGUGAUGUUUAUGUGCAAACAACUGCGCAUGCACAGAGUCCAAAGGCUGUACAGACGUACAUCAGGGGGCAAUCUAUUGGUGUCCAAGUCAGCCCAUUGCCUACUCGUGACAGCUGUGACCAAACUGAUGACAUGCUGCUGUACAGUGACGAGGUGCUACCGGAAGUGAGGCCUUUGUGCUCUACUCCAAAGCGUGGUGCAAAUGCCCCAGGUCUCAAUCUGAGCAGGACUGACUACUUCAGCGAUGACACAUCCAGCUCUGGGGACCUUGAGUCAGGCUUGCACAACUACACAAAUGACUCCUCAUAUGUCUGUGACGAGCUGAAUGAUGACACUGAUAAUGAGUAA
Molecule: messenger RNA, 854 nt
Organism: Rhipicephalus sanguineus (brown dog tick)
Lineage: Eukaryota; Metazoa; Arthropoda; Arachnida; Ixodida; Ixodidae
Product: peroxynitrite isomerase THAP4-like
Exons: 5
Coding region: 39-854 (271 amino acids)
Source: RefSeq, a predicted model, not a curated record